Messenger RNA from Verticillium dahliae VdLs.17, 357 nucleotides. RefSeq lists its product as uncharacterized. The coding region runs from base 1 to 357 and encodes 118 amino acids. The transcript is spliced from 2 exons. The record is from RefSeq and is a predicted model, not a curated record. NCBI's taxonomy places the organism in Eukaryota, Fungi, Ascomycota, Sordariomycetes, Glomerellales, Plectosphaerellaceae.
AUGGUCAAGACAACAGGCGUGCCAAGCGGGAGGAUUUCUCCCAGCAGCGAGAUCUCAAGGCAGAACGCUGUCCGAGCGCCACGAACCAAGGUUUUGGCUGCGCGCGGAGAGUUUGCUCCCAGUCCCGGUCUGCACGGCAGGUUUGUCUACGAGACUGCCCAGCCCAGAGUCCUUCGGAUGCGAGACGAGGCAACACGGACUUCGUCGUACUCGUCCAUGCCAUCCGGUCCAGCCAGCAGUGAGCGAGUGAGUGAGGACAUGCCAUCAAGAAACCACACCCCCCACCCUCCAUUCCCCUCAACCCCUCCCAGGAGGCAUGGGUUGCACAGCACGCCCCAAGACAACACGCAUCUCUGA